AGAGGACAGGAAGACAUGAAGGAGCAGGUCGCCAUGGUGGAGCGCAGAAAUGGUCUGAUGGUAGCUGAGAUCGAGGAGCUGAGAGCCGCUCUGGAGCAGACAGAGAGAGGACGCAAAGUGGCUGAGCAGGAGUUGGUUGAUGCUAGCGAGCGUGUUGGACUGCUGCACUCUCAGAACACCAGUCUUUUGAACACCAAGAAGAAGCUGGAGACUGACCUUGUCCAGGUUCAGGGUGAGGUGGAUGAUGCAGUUCAAGAAGCUAGAAAUGCUGAGGAGAAGGCCAAAAAGGCUAUCACUGAUGCUGCCAUGAUGGCUGAGGAGCUGAAGAAGGAGCAGGACACCAGUGCUCACCUGGAGAGGAUGAAGAAGAACCUGGAGGUCACAGUCAAGGACCUGCAGCACCGUCUGGAUGAGGCCGAGAACCUCGCCAUGAAGGGUGGCAAGAAACAGCUCCAGAAACUGGAGUCCAGGGUCCGUGAACUGGAAACUGAAGUUGAAACUGAGCAAAGACGUGGAGCUGAUGCUGUUAAAGGAGUCCGCAAAUAUGAGAGGAGAGUGAAGGAGCUCACCUACCAGACUGAGGAGGACAAGAAGAAUUUGGUCAGACUUCAGGAUCUGGUGGACAAGCUGCAGCUCAAAGUCAAGGGUUACAAGAGACAGGCUGAGGAGGCUGAAGAACAGGCCAACACCCACAUGUCCAGACUGAGAAAGGUCCAGCAUGAGAUGGAGGAAGCUCAGGAGCGUGCUGACAUUGCUGAAUCCCAGGUCAACAAACUGAGAGCCAAGAGCCGUGAUGUUGGAAAGGGUGAAAGUGCUGAAUAAGACACAUUCUUUUGGAACUUUUUGGCAGUGUUCAUAAAAUAUGAACUAACUGUUAAAUUGUCUGCUUAUGAUGUAUUAAUUCAAUAAACACUUUCAUUAUGAUUUCAUGAAA
Messenger RNA from Neolamprologus brichardi, 934 nucleotides. The record is from RefSeq and is a predicted model, not a curated record. Lineage: Eukaryota; Metazoa; Chordata; Actinopteri; Cichliformes; Cichlidae.